UGUAAUGAAUCCUCCUUCCUAAAGUGGAAGCGUUUCUCCCUCAGACUCCAUUUUGUGGAGCGAUUUUAAACUUUUAAAGAAACCUUUAACGCAGAAACGGUGAUAUUAAUGUCACACAACAAGGGCUGUUGACUAAAGGAGUGUGAUCCAUUCCAGCAGAAGAGAUCAGACUCUUCAGGACUCAACUGUGUGUUUGUGCAAACUUUAAUAAUUUUCAAAGAUGGAGACUCCUGAUCUGGACACGGAUAAUGUUUCCCCACCUUCAGAAAAAAAACGUAAACUCCAGGGAGAGAGAUCAGAAUCACCAGCACCCAGCUGUAUCUCCAUGAAGAGUGAUCAGUCUAUGCAUCCUCCUCUGAGGUUUAAAGAUGGAGACUCCUCACUUCUACACAGUGUUCUACAGAGAGCAGGAGACAGAAUAGAAAAGAACAUCAUCACAGAUACAGGGCACGACCCCGAAUCUGCUUCUGUGAAUGAAUUCCAGAAAAAGUUCAAAUUAAACCUGAUGAAGAAGUUUGAGUGUUUGAAUGGAGUGAUAAUAAACCUGGGAAACCAAACACUCCUGAAUGAGAUCUACACAGAGCUCUACAUCACAGAGGGAGACAGUGGAGAAGUCAAUAAAGAACAUGAGGUGAGACAGAUCGAGGCAGCAUCCAGGAGAACAACAACAGAGGAAACACCAAUCAAAUGCAACGACAUCUUUAAGCCCUUAUCUAAACAACACAAACCCAUCAGAACUGUGCUGACAAAGGGAGUCGCUGGCAUCGGAAAAACAGUCUCUGUGCAGAAGUUCAUUCUGGACUGGGCUGAAGGGAAAGCAAAUCAGGACAUCCACCUCAUAUUUCCACUUCCUUUCAGAGAGCUGAAUCUGGUGAAGGACCAGAAACUGAGUCUGAUGGAGCUCCUUCAUGUCUGUUUUAAUGAAACAAAAGAAACAGAAAUGUCCAGUUUGGAAAAGGUUCUGUUCAUUUUUGACGGAUUGGACGAGUGUCGUUUUCCUCUAGAUUUCCAGAACACAGUGAGAGUGUGUGAUGUAACUGAAUCAGCAUCAGUGCAUGUGCUGCUGAUAAACCUGAUCAAAGGGAAUCUGCUUCCCUCUGCUCUCAUCUGGAUCACCUCUCGACCAGCAGCAGCUGAUCAAAUCCCCUCUGAGUGUGUCCAUCGAGUCACAGAGGUACGAGGGUUCAAUGACCCACAGAAGGAGGAGUACUUCAGGAAGAGAAUCAGUGAUCAGAGCCUGGCCAAUAACAUCAUCACACACCUGAAGUCAUUAAGAAGCCUCUACAUCAUGUGCCACAUCCCAGUCUUCUGCUGGAUUUCAGCCACUGUUCUAGAGAGAAUGUUGGGUGAAGCAGAGAGUGGAGAGAUCCCCAAGACUCUGACUCAAAUGUACACACACUUCCUCAUCAUUCAGACAAACAUCAUAGGAGAGAAGUACUCAAAGAAGCAGGAGAGUGAUGAAGAAAUGCUUCUUAAACUGGGAAAACUGGCUUUUCGGCAGCUGAAGAAAGGGAACCUGAUCUUCUAUGAGGAAGACCUGAGAGAGUGUGGCAUUGAUGUGAGAGAAGCAGCAGUGUACUCAGGUGUGUGUACGCAGAUCUUCAGAGAGGAGUUUGGGCUUCACCAGAGUAAAGUGUACUGCUUUGUUCAUCUGAGCAUUCAGGAACACCUUGCAGCUCUGUAUGUGCACCUGACAUUCAUGAUGGAAAAGAGAAAUGUUCUUAUACAGCAUCGGGACUCUAACUGGUGUAUCUCAGAUUUACACAAGAGAGUUGUAGAUCAGACUCUAAAAAGACAGACUAAAAAGAAAAAAGGGGGAAAGGUUGUUCAACCGAAUUGCUUCUCUGAACAGCUAUUUGUAAACAGUUCUAAAUCGUGGAUGAAAGAAGUGGAAAGGGAAAAAAAAAAUUCAAAGGAAAAAAUCUCACAUUUACACUAUAGUGCUGUAGAUCAGGCUUUAAAAAGUCAGACUGGACAUCUGGAUCUUUUCCUUCGCUUUCUUCUGGGUUUCUCACUGAAGUCCAAUCAGAAACUCUUACAUGCCUUAGUAACACAGACAGGAAGUAGCUCACAGAGCAUAGAGGAAACAGUUCAGUACAUUAAGAUGAAGAUCAGUGAAGAUCUUCCUACAGAGAAAUCCAUCAAUCUGUUCCACAGUCUGAAUGAACUGGGUGAUAAUUCUCUAGUGGAGGAAAUCCAACACUACCUGAAAUCUGGAAAACAAAGUGAGUUCUCUUCUUCACAGUGGUCUGCUCUGGUGUUUGUGUUACUAACAUCAGUACAGGAUCUGGAAGAAUUUGACCUGAAUAAAUAUUUCAGUACAGAUAAGAUACCAGAAACUGUUCUUCUGAAGAUGAUGCCUGUGAUUGCAGCCUCCAGAAAAGCAAUUAUCAGGUGUGAUUCACUUGGAGUGAGAAGUUGGUCAGCUCUGGUCUCAGCGCUCAGGUCAGAAACCUCCAAUCUGAGAGAACUGCAUCUGACUGUGAAAACACUGGAUCUGACUGGGAAUAAACUAGGAGACUCAGGACUGAAGAGUCUCUGUGCUGGACUGGAGAAUCCUCACUGUAAAGUGGAGACACUGUGGUUGGAGUGUUGUGGUGUCUCAGAUGAAGGCUGUGCUGCUCUGACUUCAGCUCUGAGAUCAAACCCCUCACACCUGAGAGACCUGAAUCUGUCUGAUAAUAAACUAGGAGACUCAGGAGUGAAGAGUCUCUCUGCUGUACUGGAGAAUCCUCUCUGUAAACUGGAGACACUGAGGUUGUGUGAUUGUGGUGUCUCAGAUGAAGGCUGUGCUGCUCUGACUUCAGCUCUGAGAUCAAACCCCUUACACCUGAGAGAACUGGAUCUGUCCUGUAAUAAUGUAGGAGACUCAGGAGUGGAGAGUCUCUCUGCUGUACUGGAGAAUCCUCACUGUAAACUGGAGACACUGAGGUUGUGUAAUUGUGGUGUCUCAGAUGAAGGCUGUGCUGCUCUGACUUCAGCUCUGAGAUCAAACCCCUCACACCUGAGAGACCUGUAUCUGUCUGAGAAUAAUGUAGGAGACUCGGGAGUGAAGUGUCUCUCUGCUGUACUGGAGAAUCCUCUCUGUAAACUGGAGAUACUGAGGUUGGAGUGUUGUCGUGUUUCAGAUGAAAGCUUUGCUGCUCUGACUUCAACUCUGAGAUCAAACCCCUCACACCUGAGAGAACUGUCUCUAUCCUAUAAUAAAUUAGGAGACUCAGGAGUGAAGAGUGUCUCUGCUGUACUGGAGAAUCCUCUCUGUAAACUGGAGACACUGAGGUUGUAUAGGUGUGGUGUCUCAGGUGAAGGCUGUGCUGCUCUGACUUCAGCUCUGAGAUCAAACCCCUCACACCUGAGAGAACUGAUUCUGUCCUAUAAUAAUGUAGGAGACUCAGGAGUGAAGAGUCUCUCUGCUAUACUGGAGAAUCCUCUCUGUAAACUGGAGACACUGAGGUUGGAGUGUUGUGGUGUCUCAGGUGAAGGCUGUGCUGCUCUGACUUCAGCUCUGAGAUCAAACCCCUCACACCUGAGAGACCUGUAUCUGUCCUAUAAUAAUGUAGGAGACUCAGGAGUGAAGAGUCUCUCUGCUGUACUGGAGAAUCCUCACUGUAAACUGGAGAAACUGAAGUUGUAUAGGUGUGGUGUCUCAGAUGAAGGCUGUGCUGCUCUGAGUUCAGCUCUGAGAUCAAACCCCUCACACCUGAGACAACUGAAUCUGUCUUGUAAUAAUGUAGGAGACUCAGGAGUGAAGUGUCUCUCUGCUGUACUGGAGAAUCCUCACUGUAAACUGGAGAUACUGUGAUUGAGUGAUUGUGGUGUAUCAGAUGAAGGCUGUGCUGCUCUGACUUCAGCUCUGAGAUCAAACCCCUCACACCUGAGAGAACUGAAUCUGUUUGAUAAUUAUGUAGUAGACUCAGGAGUGGAGAGUCUCUCUGCUCUUAAGCAUGAUAAACAUUACAAACUACAGACACUGUGGUUUUGAAGAACAUCUGUGUGUGUGAUGAAGACUCCGGUGUUCCUGCAUUUCACUGUUGGGGAAUAGAGAACACAUUUAUAAACACAUCACUCAUUUAAUUAUAACACAUUAAACAGACUCCGAGACGUGAGAAGUGUGUGUUCAUCAUGCAGAGUGAAUCAGACUGCACACAAUUCUACACUGAGUGUAUAAUGACCUCUGACCCCUUGAUAAAAUUCCCCAGAACUCAAUCUCAUAAAACACCUGAGGGAUUAUUAGGAACAGCAGGUGAAAAUGCACAUGAACACAAGCUGAACCCAGUCAGUGGAAGAGAGAUCUAAAAUGUACAGGAACAGUUUCAAGACAUUGGUGGAUUUCUCACCUGACAGGAUUGGCAUCUGAGGAGUUUAAUGAGUAUUUAACAGGAAUUUUAUAGCAAAAUAAUUUUUAACAUAAAUUACAACCAAAUAUAUUGUUACACUGGGUGUUUUUGUAGAGAAAAGUAAAAAUAUAAAUCACCCCAGCAUGCUGAGUCAACAUCAUAACUCAACCUUGCUAAGAUAAAACAGCCCAGACUGAGUCGGUCCACAUUGUCCCCAGCGCUGGAUUUCAGAAUUGACCCAAAGUAGGUUCUGUGUAACUCAGCAAUUUUAGAGUACACCUUUUUGAGGAGACUCAACUGGGAAUGAGUGUAUACGAGCACAAACACCUUCUUUCUGUUGUGUAUCUUUUUAUAUUCUUCCCUCUCUCAUCUUUUUCAGGUAGGUCAGUAGUGGAAUGUUUUUUCAUGUGUCAUUGUGAGGCAGUUUUUGGAACUACUGACAGAUUUGUGCUGCACUUUCACUUGGAUGAACUGAAAUAUUCUUUCCCUGAUGCAGUAUUUUGUGUUUUAUACAUCCCCAUGAAUAUGGAUUGCAUGUUCUCUUUCUAGUUAGUUAACAUUACUCAUUACUAGUCAGCUGGUGUCUUAUUCACAGUUUGUUUCAGAUCAGGGCUGGGACAGAUUAUCCAAUGGGCAUUAUUGGCACGGGCGCAGGGGCCAAUGGCCACUUGGGGCCCAAGCGAGGGGAAGAAAUAAUGCUUUUUUCUUUUUAUUUUCCUUUUUUUACAUUGCUGAAAAUAGAGGGCAAUGUCUGGUUGGGCCACAUAAGAUUAAAAAAGACGAACAGUACUUAACGUCUACAGUGGAGAAGGCUGUAGAGAGUGUGGUCCCUGAACGUAGCUUUUGACCCGAGUUGGAAUCCGAACUUGCUCUUCUCCCGUUUCCCAUCACAUAUCAGAUCGGAAAGGCAUUUAUUUUCAAUAAAAAUUAAUAAAAUAUAUGAAAAGUGGAAAUAAUGUGCGUAAUGACUGUUUAAUAAUAAUGUGUUUAUCAGUUAGGGGUAGGUGUAGGGACGGCUUUAUUGUCCCAAUAAUUUGAAUAAACAUAGUCAUUUACAAUCUGUUAUUACUGCAUCCUGUACAUCAGUACUGCUAUUAAUACAUGCUAUUUAGGUUAUUCAUGGGAAGGCUGAGGUCCUUAGGCUAUAGAAUACAGAGGAGCAGGUUAAAGGCAUCAAUGCACAGAGUAGAUGUAGAUGGUAUUUUCACCAGGAUGAUACAGUUUGGAUGUGUGAUAAGGAGAAGCUACUGUGUAAUGGCACCACUUUCUCUACUGAACAUGGAAACUAACCACAAACACAACUUGUACAUUUAAAAUACCAUCAUGACCAAAAUAAUUCAUUUGAUCCUUUUCCAUUUACAUUGAAAAAGAUUUACUUUACUUUAAUU
Molecule: messenger RNA, 5725 nt
Organism: Ictalurus punctatus (channel catfish)
Lineage: Eukaryota; Metazoa; Chordata; Actinopteri; Siluriformes; Ictaluridae
Product: NACHT, LRR and PYD domains-containing protein 3
Exons: 15
Coding region: 221-3802 (1193 amino acids)
Molecular function (GO): protein binding
Source: RefSeq, a predicted model, not a curated record